Arachis duranensis is the source of this 1420-nucleotide messenger RNA. RefSeq lists its product as uncharacterized. Lineage: Eukaryota; Viridiplantae; Streptophyta; Magnoliopsida; Fabales; Fabaceae. The coding region runs from base 234 to 1214 and encodes 326 amino acids. The transcript has 6 exons. The record is from RefSeq and is a predicted model, not a curated record.
UUGAAUCGAGUGAGAAAAGCAAUGUCAGAGACAGAAAGAGUUUGAUUCUCCGAUCACACCCAAGGGUUGUUGCUUUUUCAACAUCAGUUUCUUCAACGUCUCUUUGAAAGUUCGUCUCUCACAUUGAGAGAAACCCUAGAAUUUGGGGCUUUGGUGUUCUUCGCUCUUCUCCUUUCUACUCUCUCGUUUGAACCAUCGGCACACUGAUUUUUCAAAUUCCAGAAACAAGAAGAAUGGAUCUUCCGCGAGAGGUAGAUGAUUACAUCAAAGAAACCAUAGAUGAUUGCUUGGGUCUACCGAUUUCGUCGAAAACCCUAGUAACAAAGCUCCGAGCAUCGCGAGAGUCUGAACGGCGACUCCAAGAACAGAACCUUUAUCUUCUCUCCAAAUUGAAGCAGAAAGACGAACUCGUCGAAAGAACUAAGUGUGAAUCGAGUAUGAAUGCUCAAGCCCUGAAGAAGUUCGUUGAGGAGAAUCAGAGGUUGGCCAUGGAGUGUGAGAAUUUGCUGGCCAAAUGCCAGAAUUUGGAGAAUGAGUGUGUACUGUUUGAGCACGACAGAGAGGCGUUAAUGGAAUUUGGGAACGAUGCCGAUGGAAGGGCGAGGGAGGCUCAGUCACGUGUCUUAGAUUUAGAGCGGGAGCUGCUGUUGUUGCAGGAAGAAAUUAGGAAAUACAAGACUUACCAUGAAUUGGCUGAUACUUCUUCUACAUUCACACUUGAGGAAGAGAAUCUACUUGACUCUCUUUUGGCAACUAUUACUAGUGGAGAUGAUUACUGUACAUACACAUUUUUGGAAGCAAAUUCUAAGGAUGAAUACUGUAAGAAGUUGCUGACUAUGUGGGACUGCUUAAAGCCCUCAAGCCAGAAAGUUUUGUCACUAGUUGCCAAAGUCAAAUCACUUGAGAAAGAUAAAGAGCAUCUGACAACCAAUCUUCUCAAAGCUGAGGAGGAGGUCAAAUUACUUUUUAAUGAAAAUAACACCUUGGAGAAAGAGAACAAAGUGCUAUUGAAGCAUUACAAGGAAAGAAACCAUCCAAGUUCUGGCGAGAAACAUACCAGCAGUGCAUCUGCAAAGUCAAACAAGAGGAAGUCUAGUCCCAGAACAAGUAACCCGAUCGACAGGAAGAUUGAUUUUGAUGAUAUAGAUUCAACACGACAACCAUUGUCGCCCUUGCGAAUGAACUCGCCAGAUUGUAGAAUGAAUAAGAAAUAACAAAAUAGACCAUUGUAGUGAUUUGCCAGUGUAUGUGUCCCAAAUAUUAGAACGGUCUUGGGUUUGGUAUGUAAUACUAAUAGUCACUAUGCAGGCGGGGAGGAAGAUUUCUUUCAUUCUUGCCAUUGAUGUUUUAAAAAGGAAUUUACUAACAUAAUUGGUCAGAGAAAAGAAAGCAUGAAAAUAUUUUACUGCUUCUCUUGGAA